Molecule: messenger RNA, 514 nt
Organism: Diorhabda sublineata
Lineage: Eukaryota; Metazoa; Arthropoda; Insecta; Coleoptera; Chrysomelidae
Exons: 2
Coding region: 59-436 (125 amino acids)
Source: RefSeq, a predicted model, not a curated record
AUUCUAACUAUGUUUUCAAUUUAAGUAACUACUUUUUAAGUGAUCAAAAACCGUAAAAAUGAAGGGAAUAUUUAUUUUAAUCGCAUAUCUUCUGUUCCUUGUCAUACUCUCCCGAUGUUCGUCACUUCGUUUCCAUAAUCCUCUAUGGGGUGGGGGUAGAUUCAUGGAAAAUACCGUCGGUAUGGGCAACGGCGUCGGCAUGGGAAGCGGCAUCGGUAUGGCAACUGGUGGCGGUAUGGAAAGUGGUGGCGGUAUGGAAAACGGCGGAGGUAUGGGAACUGGUGGAGUUAGAGGAGGUGGUAGCGGUUGGGGAAGUGGUGGCGGAUGGGGUAGCGGCGGCGGUGGGGGCGGAGGCGGCGGUGGAGGCGGUAGCGGAUAUGGAUGGGGCGGAGGAUCUGGAUUCGGAAGUGGUCGUGGCUACGGAUAUGGAAAAUGAAAUACUCUAUACCAAAUAGAAUGUUAGAUAUUUAUUCUUUUAUAUGAUUUGUGAAAAUAAAUAGUAUCUUGAUGAAAA